Molecule: messenger RNA, 2208 nt
Organism: Myotis davidii
Lineage: Eukaryota; Metazoa; Chordata; Mammalia; Chiroptera; Vespertilionidae
Gene: SPATA18
Product: spermatogenesis associated 18
Exons: 14
Coding region: 275-2170 (631 amino acids)
Biological process (GO): mitophagy by internal vacuole formation; mitochondrial protein catabolic process
Cellular component (GO): mitochondrial outer membrane
Source: RefSeq, a predicted model, not a curated record
CGCCCGGGGAUUUAAGGCCUGGGCUCGCGGCGGGCCGCGGGGGAGCCAGGAGACCGCGCCGGGCAGCGGGUGAGGCCCAGGGCACCUCCCCCCGGCUUCCCCAAACCCUGCCCGGUCAGACCCGAGGGGGAGGAUGGAAACAUCGGCCGAACUCUGAGCCCCUCAGGAAGAUAACACCCUUCCCGCCCAGUCGCCCUGCGGUCCAGCGGAGGCCACCGACUCGUUCACUCCAAGUCUCCAUCUCCCCGAGCCGGACCGACCGGAAAAACCAGCGAUGGCGGAAACCCUGAGGAAACUGGUCUCCAACGAUUUUUUACGAACGAUGUACGAGAACCUGGAGCGCUGGCAGAGGGAUUACAACACAAACUCAUGUGAUCAGAAUCUAAGUUUUUGCCUGGAAUUCAUUGAACAAGUUGCCAAGAUGCAGGGACAACUCUUUGGAAUCCUCACUACAACAGCUCAAGAAGGAGGACGUUAUGAUGGUGUGGAAGUAAUCAAAUCACGCCUUUUGCCUUGGCUGGAGACCGCCUUUACUGCUGCUUCCCUGGGAAAACCUAUUGACAGCAAGGUCCCCUCUCUGCAAGACACGUUUGAAAGGGAGAGACAGAAAGAGGCUGGUGCUCGAGAUCGGGAGAUGAAACAAUUAGAAGUGGAGCUGAGCUCAACUCAUAAUCAAAUCAACCAGAUUCAAGAUGAUCUGCCUGACUCUCCAAAGACUCUUGAAGCAACCAAGAACAGAUCGGCCAUAUCCCUCUUGGCUGCAGAGGAGGAAAUAAAUCAGCUAAAAAAGCAGCUUAAAUCUCUUCAAGCCCAGGAGGAGUCCCGCCACAGAGGCUCAGCGCAUAGAGCCUCCGUGCAAAAGAGCUCAGAGCGAGGUGUGGAGCCCAGAGGUGUGGAGCCCAGAGGCCCGGAGCGGAGGACCUCGGAGUUGAGGCGGUCAGAGCAUCGCAGCUCCGAAAAGCGCAGCGGCUUGGACAAGCGCAUCUCCGGCUUGGACAGGCGUGACCGUGACCGUGACCGUGACCGUGACCGUGAGCGGUGUGACCCCGAAGUGAUAUCCGAUUAUGAGAAGCAGGUCCGCUCGCUGAAGGACGAGAUUGCUGCUCUGACGGCCGAAAAGUCUGCCCUCCAAGAAAGGUCCGACACAUUCUCACACAGCUUCUCUCAGUGCCCUGUGCUAGUGGAACAGCACAGUAGCUAUCACCGUGGGUGGGAAACCAAGCGAAGUGACUCCCUUGAACCCAGACCCCCACAGUACAGGAACUCGCCAAGGCUGGGGCACGAAGCAAAGACAACCUGGCCUCUCCUUUACCUCUGGCUUCCUGGCUGUGAGACGCCAGGGCCCCCACUAACUUUCGUGAGCUUCCAGUUCCUCACCCGUAACGUGGCCAACCAUCAAUGCUGGGCUCACGGGCUGCGACAGGCUAAACAGGUGCUCAGGCGCGAGCGUGCUUUACGGAGCGGCCUGCGCCGGGCCAACGCGUCUUGUUCCACGGCUGUGGAGACGUGCCUGCUGCGGCAAUGCAUCGACAACGCCGAGACCGUGCAGCGCAUCAUCUACAUCGCCACCGUGGAGGCAUUCCAUGUAGCUAAAAUGGCGUUCAGACAUUUCAAAAUCCGAGUAAGGAAAUCUUUGACACCAUCUUAUAUGGGGGCAAAUGACUUUGAGGAUGCCGUCACGGAUUAUAUAAUUUGUCACCUUGAUCUAUACGAUUCCCAAAACAGUGUCAACGACGUGAUUCGAGCCAUGAAUGUCAAUCCCAAGAUUUCAUUCCCUCCGGAAGUUGAUUUUUGCCUCCUCAGUAACUUCAUCCAGGAGAUUUGUUGCAUUGCCUUUGCGAUGCAGACUUUAGAGCCGCCCCUAGAUAUUGCAUUUGGGGCCGAUGGAGAAAUGUUUAAUGAUUGCAAGUACCGUCGCAGUUACGACUCGGAUUUCACGGCGCCCUUGGUCUUCUAUCACGUGUGGCCUGCCCUCAUGGAGAAUGACAACGUCGUUAUGAAGGGGGAAGCUGUCACCAAGAGAGGGGCUUUUUGGAAUUCUGUGCGACCGCUAAGCCGAAGUCGAAGCAGGAGUUUAAGUCCCAUCUGCCCCCGUAGCCGUAUUGGUAUGAGCCUGAUAUCUCGAAGCCGGAGUCCUUCUCCAAUAAGAUGUGCACUGCCAAGGUACUAAACCACCAGGCGUGUUCCUCUGCCACAGCACAUCACCUG